This is a messenger RNA of Yamadazyma tenuis ATCC 10573, 2561 nucleotides long. RefSeq lists its product as uncharacterized. Gene Ontology annotation, molecular function: protein binding. Lineage: Eukaryota; Fungi; Ascomycota; Pichiomycetes; Serinales; Debaryomycetaceae. The record is from RefSeq and is a predicted model, not a curated record.
GAUAACAUCAGCACUACUCCCCUCAAAUCAAUGGUAUCGGCACCAUCCACAAAGUCACCAUCGGUGCUAAGUGGCGACAUGAACCAUGAUACCACCAGUCUUGAUGCGAGCACGGCCGAAACAUCGAUAGCUCCGUCGAGUGGAAGUCAUUGGACUGGUACCCAUUUGAACCCAUUAACCAUAAAUAGAGACAGUCUUGCCGCUAGCGUUCCCACCACCAACGAGGUACGGGAUCGCGACAGCGAAAGCAUUGUUACGUUGGCCAGCUCGACCCGGCGAGUACGGCGGCGGUCGCUCGAGACCAACUCGCUGACGGCGGGAAUAGCACCGGCGUCCAUCAUGGAGCGGAUCUCAGGCCAGCCGGUCACCACUACAAACAACUCAGCUUAUGCCAAUAGCUUUAACGAUCACGAUCACGAUCACGACCUGCAACAAAGUGUUACCAAGUCCAACUAGACUGUUGGGCUUUGCUUUGUUGAUACGCUUACGUAUCAUCGCUUUCGCCUAUCCAAAAUGUCACGAGGCUGAAAGCGCGCGAAAUGAAAACAUUAAUUGUUUGGAUUUAUAAUUAUAGUCUCUAGCUGUUUAAUCAACUAAGUUAUAUCCAGUCAACAACCCUCUUAUACAACCUUUGCUUGUCUAGCUCACCAUCCUUGAAUAACAAUGGGGACGUUUUCACAUGGCGAUGGGGUAAUUGAAGGGGAUGUUUAUGUCCAAAAAUUAUCCAGUUAUAUCAAGCGUAACGAAGAGAACCUUGCCAAUGGGCUAUUGAUGUUUUCCAAAAGUAAAAGUGCCAACGCUCAUAGGAUCAAACCCUCACGUUUGAGUAUAAGUCUUCACCACCUAUAUUACCUUCUCGAAAAGAUCGAGAAUUCUUCGUUGGGUGUGGAUAUUGGUCCUUUGAAUAUAAGGCUUGAUAAUCCAAACCACGAACCUACGUUCAUUUCGUUUAUGGCGAACAAUGCCCGUUCUUCCAAACACUUCGACAGCGAUGCCAGGUCUAUCACCUCCAUAAGCUCCAUGAAAUCAAUAGUUUCCACUGCCUCGGUAUACUGGCGUAAUUUAAAUGGUAAUAUGUCCAAGGAUCCAAAGGUUAUUGUUAAGGAUAUCAAGUAUUUGUAUUCUUCAUUUACCAAACUUCCGUGCUUGAUCAUUACUCCCAAGACAAAGAUAAAUUCCAUCUCUGGGUACGAAGAAUAUCCAUGUGAUACUUCUGUUCCGAUAAGAAUGUUCAAGAACCUUCAAGUACUUGAGAUCAUCGACUACGAUCCGAAUGAGAUAUUUGGAUGGCAUAUUUUGAGUGAUCAACUACGGAUUCUUGUUUUGAAAGGGUCGAAGAUCAGUGACAUUACUGAAUUUCUCUUCAAUCUUGUCAUCGAAGAUGAAACUGGCAGAAGUGCAUUUAAUCCCAUCAAAGCCGGAUCCCGUUCAAGAACUUACGACAAUAAUACCCAUGACGACUAUCACGAAUUACUUCCCGGGACCAAUAGUGUAUUCAAACAACCGGGCCAUUCUACACAUACACGCCACCGAUCCUACACUUCUUCCUCCACAACAUCCACCUAUACAUCAAUGACGCCUGCGUUUAAUGCCAAUCCAUCGAUCAACAGCACAUAUACAUCUUUGAGCGGCUAUCACAGUAAUGGCAAUCCGACCCUUACUAGAUCACCAACAGCGCUUCAAGAUGUCCAGGAACACCAAUUGGGUGAUUCCAAAUGGUCUCUUUUGCGCCAAUUGAGUGUGAUGGAUACAUCCAUCACCUCGAUUCCGCUGUUUGCGUUUCGGCCGUUGGCCAACUUGGUCAAGCUUAACCUUUCAAAUAACCUUCUUGAGUCGAUUCCCGAAGGGUUAGAUCAGCUCAUAAAUGUCAAGUAUAUCAAUUUUGCUGAGAACUACAUCACUAAUCUCCAAAAUUUACCCAGAAACCUCAAACACCUUACGACUCUUAAUUUCAACAACAACAAGCUCAAGAGCCUCGAAGGCCUUCAACACCUCCAGUCGCUUCAGAAGAUCGAUUUGCGGAAGAAUAACCUCGACUCUACCAAGUCCCUCAAACCUAUAUUGUACUUGUUCAUCCAAAUUAAUGACCAGUUCAACAACGUCUAUCUCAACAACAACAAGCUUCCCAAAAGUUUCCGGAUCGAUCUUUUCAAUUUAAUCAACGGGAUUAAGUCCAAAAACAACUUCAAAAUUGAUGAUUCUCGCCCGGGUUACUUUGAAUCAGCCCUUCUUUUAGAUAAUGAAGCAGCCGUCAGAAAUCUUCAUAAUUUUUUCAAAUCAAACCUUACCUCAAGAGACAGCCUUGAUCUCGUGAGCUCUUUGCUGAACUUGAACCUCCAUGACGAUACCAAACCAUUCAUUCCUUUGUCAAAUAACCAAAACGUCACCAACGUCGAAUUGGGUAAAUUGACCAAGUCCACGACCAACCACAGCAUUUCAGAUGCAAAGGACAGUCCCACGAGUGUUGUGACACAGGUGCAAGUAACGGCUCGGAUGAGUACCUAACAAUAACCACAUUAAUGUUUUUGUAGUUUUAAUGCUGAUAACGAAUCUUUUCCCUG